AUGAGGACAAAUUACCUCUGGGCUAUCACUGCCCUAGCAAGAGCGGCUCUCGCCUCCGAUAGUCAACAGCCUUUAGGCGGGAGACUUCAGGCUGGAACAGUGCAUCAGUCCGAGCUCGACAGUAUCAUCGCUUCAUCGCCCCUUCUGUCUUUCCAUAGAAACAUCGUGGAGAUCCCAUCUAUCAGUGGUGAUGAAAAGAAAGUCGGGGAAUUCGUCCUGGAUUUUCUAUCGUCAUACAACUUCACGGUGGAGAAGCAGAUCGUUAUUCCUGCUUCCAGUGCAAACGAAGAAAGAUUUAAUAUUUAUGCCUACACUGGAGAUAAUCGAUAUCCCAAUGUGCUACUGACCAGCCACAUCGACACCGUCCCGCCCUUUAUUCCCUAUUCUCUCCAUGCUCCAACUUCAUCCUUCGGAGGGAGAUCCUCGUUCAACCGGGCAGACUUGGUUAUUGCGGGCCGUGGUACGGUCGAUGCAAAGGCCAGUGUGGCGGGUAUAGUCUUCGCUGCUAUAGAGACUCUACGUAACAAUCCCAAUGCCUCGAUCGGGUUAUUGUUUGACGUUGGUGAGGAGAAAUUCGGUGCGGGAAUGAAGCACUUCUCAGACUCAGACCUAAAUCCUACCCCACCGACCUUCCAUUCGAUCAUUUUCGGAGAACCUACCGAGCUCAGCCUUGUUGCCGGCCACAAAGGCUCGCUGGGAUUGAAGGUGAUCGCCAAGGGCAAAGCAGCCCAUUCAGGAUACCCUUGGCUGGGGAAAAGUGCAAUUUCAGCCAUCCUGCCUGUUCUAUCCCGUCUUGAUAAUCUUGAAAAUAUCUUACCCGAGGACGGUGGACUUCUUCGCAGUGAUACGUUGGGCAAGUCGACCUUGAACAUCGGCCAAAUCCACGGUGGUGUCGCUGGAAACGUCGUUCCAGCGUAUGCUGAAGCUUCAGUCUCCGUUCGCCUUGCCGCGGGGACACCCGAUGAUACGAGAGAGAUCCUCCUGAGGGCUGUCAAUGAAUUAACUGGUACCGAUGAAAACGUGUUUCUAGACUUUGGGGGACCGAAAGCUGGGGGUACAGGGCCUCAGUAUUUCGAUGUGGACGUGGAUGGGUUUGAUGUUAUUACUGUAAACUACGGCACCGAUGCUGCAUCCCUGCAUAUACACGAUGAGGGUACCCGAAAAGUGCGCAGAUAUCUCUAUGGACCCGGCACUAUUCAUGUUGCGCAUGGUGAUAAUGAAGCGAUUACGGUUGGAGAGCUGGAGGAGGCGGUACGCGGUUACAAGAGGUUGAUCGCAGCUGCUCUACAAGAUUAG
Molecule: messenger RNA, 1296 nt
Organism: Penicillium daleae
Lineage: Eukaryota; Fungi; Ascomycota; Eurotiomycetes; Eurotiales; Aspergillaceae
Product: M20 family metallopeptidase
Exons: 1
Coding region: 1-1296 (431 amino acids)
Molecular function (GO): hydrolase activity
Source: RefSeq, a predicted model, not a curated record